Messenger RNA from Mangifera indica (mango), 2182 nucleotides. RefSeq names its product DNAJ protein JJJ1 homolog. The record is from RefSeq and is a predicted model, not a curated record. Bases 147 to 1946 code for a protein of 599 amino acids. NCBI's taxonomy places the organism in Eukaryota, Viridiplantae, Streptophyta, Magnoliopsida, Sapindales, Anacardiaceae. The transcript is spliced from 3 exons. Gene Ontology annotation, molecular function: zinc ion binding; nucleic acid binding.
CAAGGAACCGUAGCUGUUUAAUAAUAAUGUAACCGUAGCGACCUUAAAGCGACUAUUCCGAGCAACCCCUGUUCCUCAAACAAAACCCAAUUAGCUUCAGCAUCCUGAGCUUAAAAUCCCCCCAAAAAAAAAAUUAAGUCUAUACAAUGGCAUCUGAAAAACGAUGCCUCUACGAGGUGCUCGGCCUGAGCAAGGACUGCUCGCUGGACGAAAUUAGAUCGGCCUACAAGAAGCUUGCCCUCCAGCGCCACCCCGACAAGCUCGUCCAAUCCGGCUUGACUCAUGAACAAGCCACGGCUCAGUUCCAAGAACUUGCUCACGCUUACGAGGUCCUCUCCGACCCCAAAGAACGCGCCUGGUACGAUUCUCACCGCUCUCAGAUUCUUUUCUCUGACCUUAAUUCGUCGUCAAACUCUGGCCCCAACUCUAUUGUCCCCAAUCUCUUCUGUUAUUUCUCAAAUACCGCCUUUUCCGGGUAUUCGGAUUCCGGUAAAGGUUUUUAUAAGGUUUAUUCGGAUUUGUUUGAUAAGAUUUUGAGGAAUGAGAUUAAUUUUGCUAAGAAAUUGGAUUUGGGAUUGGAUACGGUGCGAGAGGCGCCGAUAAUGGGGAAUUUGGAGAGUCCGUACAACCAGGUGACGGCAUUUUAUAAUUAUUGGUUAGGGUUUAGUACGGUGAUGGAUUUUUGUUGGGUGGACCAAUAUGAUGUUAUGGCUGGGCCUAACAGAAAAUCUAGGAGGGUGAUGGAGGAGGAGAAUAAGAAGUUAAGGAAGAAGGCGAAGAGAGAGUAUAAUGAGACGGUUAGAGGUUUGGCUGAGUUUGUGAAGAAGAGGCAUAAGAGAGUGAUUGAUAUGGUGGUGAAGAAGAAUGAGGAGAGAGAGAAAAAGAGGGAGGAGGAGAGAGAGAAGAAGAAGAAGUUGGAGAAGGAGAGAAUGGAGCGAGCUAGUAGAUAUGAGGAGCCGGAGUGGGCAAGAAUCAGUGACGAAGUUGAAAAUGAUGUUGGGUUUGAGGAGGAAGUGGAGGAAGAGAAUGAGAAGAAGAGAAAUGAGUUCUAUUGUGUGGUCUGUGGGAAGAAAUUUAAGAGUGAGAAGCAGUGGAAGAAUCAUGAGCAGUCAAAGAAGCAUAAGGAGAAAGUGGCAGAGUUGCGUGAGAGUUUUGUGGAUGAGGAUGAUGAGAUAGAUGGUUUUCAGGAUUUGGAUGGUGAGAUGGAGGAGCUUGGUGAUAGGUUUAAGGAGGGCUUAGGAGUUGAGGAAAGAGAGGUUGAAAAUGGGGUUGGUGGAUUGAGUGGUGAUGAAAUUGAGGAAAAUGAGUUUUUUGAUGUUGAGGAUAGUGAUGAGCUAAAUGGCAUUACUGAGGGAUUUCAUGAUGCGGAUGAUGAUGAGAAUGAGGAUGAAGAAUUGAGUAUGCUUAAAGCUAUGGUUUCUGGGCAUAAGACUAGGAAGAAGGUAGAUUUGAAGCAGGAUGAUGAGAUUUCAGAACCUCAAGUUCAUAUUCAGAAUGUGAUUGAUGAGGAUGAGGUUAUGGAAUAUGAUAACCAGAAGAGCACGAGAAGGAAAAACAAGAAAGAGAGAGGUAGAAAGAACACAGGAGAAGCCACAAAGGGUGAUAAAAAUGGAACUAAGGGUGAGAAUGAGGAAGCUAAUGCCCAUGAUAGUUCACAUAUGGGGGAGGAAUUCACUUCCCUGCCUUAUGUGGAAAAUGUGAGCAAUGGUACAGGGGAUGAUCAGUCAGGAACAAAUCUCGGCAUGUCAAACCAACCAGUUGAUGGAAAUGGGACCACAAAGGACAAAAAGGCCAAAUCGAAGAACUUGUCCAGAGGAAAGAAACCAAAGGCUGCAUCAAAGAAUUCUGGCAAUUCGUGUGAGAAAUGCGGAGAAGAAUUUGAAUCACGGAAUAAAUUGCAUAAGCAUUUAAAUGACACAGGUCAUGCCUCUUUGAAAUUCAGAUGAGAUUGCCUAAUAUCUCUUCUCUGGUGAGUAAACCAGGUCAUGGUUUUAUUACAAGUUUUGUUGCACAUGUACAUGCAUUGAACAUAUAAAAUUUUGAUCCACUCGGAAAUUUUAUGACACGGGUUGGCUGGUUGUAAAGAAGAGAUCAUUGAUAUGGUGGUGAUUUGGUGAAGAUGAACCCGAGAGAAAGUUGGAAGAGGAAGAAAAUGAAUGAAUUUUAUAUUUUUGCGUGUGAA